UAUAUAACCUAAUCUUCCUCUCCCAAAACCCCUCCGUCUCUCCCUUCAUUCUUUCUUGUUCAUAUGUGGGUUAUCUAUCAUGAGCAAUAUUCCAACACCUUUAACAGACUCCUCUAGAACCCUAUUUAAUCUUGCCAUCUCUGCCUCCGACCCGUGGCCUUUCUCCCAAGUUUUCUUAUAACCCACCGAGAAAAAGCCAGGGAUUUUUCUGUUCUUUUUAUUUUGUUGUUUGUACAAAAAGUAGGGUUUUUGGCAGCUUUGUUGGAAAUGGGGAUUGCAGGGGAAAGGCACCACCUGAAUUUCCACAUCCAUAUCCCGCACCUUCAUUUUCACCACCAUCAGGAGAAGACGAAGGAGGAGCUGAAAGACAUCCCCAAGGGGUGUCUGGCGAUCUUGGUCGGUCAAGGGGAGGAGCAGCGUCAAAGGUUUGUCAUCCCUGUCAUCUACAUCAACCAUCCUCUCUUCAUGCAGCUCUUGAAGGAGGCGGAGGAAGAGUACGGAUUUGAUCACAAGGGCCCCAUCACAAUCCCUUGCCACGUGGAGGAGUUCCGCACCGUCCAGGGCAUCAUUGAUCAAGAGAAUUCAUCACAUCUCCACCACCACCACCAUCAUCACCAUCACCACCACCAUCAUCAUCACCAUGUGUGGUGCUUUAGGGCUUAAUUAAUUAAUUUGAUCAUGUAAAUUUUUAUUUUGUAUUUGUGGAAGAUUUUAUAGAGUACCCAGAUUGGUGUAAAUUAAUGAUGACAAUUAAGCAAAAUUUGAAUGAGAAUUGAGAAGAUUUAUUGUCAA
Messenger RNA from Corylus avellana, 792 nucleotides. RefSeq names its product SAUR-like auxin-responsive protein family. NCBI's taxonomy places the organism in Eukaryota, Viridiplantae, Streptophyta, Magnoliopsida, Fagales, Betulaceae. Gene Ontology annotation, biological process: response to auxin. The record is from RefSeq and is a predicted model, not a curated record.